CGGAGCAUUGUUAUGCAUAUUCUGCGCGAUGAAGCUUUCGCCGUCCCUCUUUGGUUCUCCGGCUUACCGGACCGAAACCUCCCCUUUUGGGUUGGAAAUGGAGAAGGGCGGCGGGAGCUCGCGGUUCGACCUCGGCUCAAGCUCGCUCCCAUGCGAUCUCUCGCUCGACAUCGUCUCCUUGCUCGAGGCUUCCGAUGUUUGCUCGUUGGGGAGUUGUUCCCGCUUCUGGCAAGGCCUUUGCGCCUCCGAUUCCGUCUGGAUCGCGCUCUACAAGCGGCGAUGGCCCUCCGCGGUUAGCGACCUCGGUGCGUUGCCCUCGCAGGGAUGUAAAACUUUUUACAUUAAUAAGCACAAGAAAUUGGCCAGUGCUGUUUCUGAUGUAAUAAAAUCUGUGUUAGAGUGGUCAAAAAGUGGGUCAAUGGAAGUUGGUUAUUAUUUAAAAGCAAUUAGUGACCUGGGCUCGAUGGAACUUGGUUUUAAAGAUGUGCAGCUGUUCCUGUUCAGAAGGGAGCAUAAUGUGCUAUUAAAUCUGAUUGGAUUGCAUUAUUGUAUAUUUUCACUGGACAUUCCGCCUGUUGAUGUGAUGGAGGUGCUUGAAAGCUGCCAAGUUUCAGAGCAGCAAGUAUGUGUGAGUUGGUUUAUGCUAGGCAGGUGGUUCUACGGCUUCCGCUUGCCUGAUGAGCACCGCUCUCGCAUUGUUUCUCUGACUGAGCUUGCGAUGGGCAAGGAGGGAGAGGUUCUUGGUGUGCUCAACCGUGGUGCAAUUCAUGAGGUAUUGCGCGUCCAGAUCACCACGGUUGCAACAAGCUGACCUCGACAAUUGAAGUCAUAUUUCUAGUGAUUGUAAAUGUUUAUGCAACCGGAUGAUGGUGGUGAACUAGGCAUAUUUCUAUGUGCAUGUCCUUGUACAGCAUUAUGUGAAUAUAUAGCUCUGUGCCAUAAAUUGAGUGGACCACUGCUACUGCUGCUUAUAAAAAUUGUAUUAGACUUUUA
Musa acuminata subsp. malaccensis (wild Malaysian banana) is the source of this 993-nucleotide messenger RNA. RefSeq lists its product as uncharacterized. Gene Ontology annotation, cellular component: SCF ubiquitin ligase complex. The record is from RefSeq and is a predicted model, not a curated record. Gene Ontology annotation, biological process: protein polyubiquitination; SCF-dependent proteasomal ubiquitin-dependent protein catabolic process. Lineage: Eukaryota; Viridiplantae; Streptophyta; Magnoliopsida; Zingiberales; Musaceae. Gene Ontology annotation, molecular function: protein binding.